This is a messenger RNA of Mollisia scopiformis, 3272 nucleotides long. RefSeq lists its product as uncharacterized. The record is from RefSeq and is a predicted model, not a curated record. The transcript is spliced from 9 exons. Bases 60 to 3137 code for a protein of 1025 amino acids. NCBI's taxonomy places the organism in Eukaryota, Fungi, Ascomycota, Leotiomycetes, Helotiales, Mollisiaceae.
UUCGAAUGAAGUCGUUCUAUACGAUUUCACUAUUGAUGGCCUGAUCACAGGUACCCAAAAUGUCCAACUCACCCCACGAGCCCGACGAGAACCACGCCGAUAUUUCUACGUCUACAGAAGAGCCAAACAAAGAAUCAAACUUCCACCCUCCAUCGGAGAUGGCAUCCCCAUCUUCACCUCCAGCUCCCACCCCAAAGAAACCUUCGGCUUUCCAACGGACAUGGAACACUCUCAACCUAAACCCCACCGUCAUAACAAUAAUGAUCAAGCCCGCCAUCGCGGCAACGAUCUCCAUGGCCAUCUACCAAUCCCAUGACGUCGCGAAACAUUACCUGAAUCUCGGGUAUCUGAUGAUCAUCAUUUCCAUCACUACGGUGCCGAUUCUGCCUCGAGGGAAGUUCCUCAUGAAUUUGGUUAUCUCGAUGUUCCUAACUCUCUUCGGCAUCGGCAUGGUAACAUUAGGCCAAUACUGCGGAAUCAAAGCCCGUCAACACACCACUCCCGCAAACGCUCCUCUCGCAAUAGCAAACGGAUAUAAUUCUUCCGCCUCAGCAGUAAACGCUAUUUUCUUCAUGAUCAACAUCUUCGCCAUCUCAACCCUCCGGGCUGCCCGCCCAGCUUUCUCUAUCCCCGCCAUCCAGUACACAAUCCUAAUCUGCGUCGGCUUCGCCUACGGACCCCAAGAACCCACCAUUUCAGCCUCGCACCGCUUUAUCAAGGAGCUCCUAUACGCAUUCCUCACCGGCCAGGGUAUCUCCGCCGCGGUCUGUCUAUUCAUCAUCCCUGUCUCAUCAAGAAAAGUGUUCUUCGCUGAGUCCAAAGGAUUUCUAAUGAGCUGUAGAAGCCUGCUGAAAAAACAAGUUGAUUUUAUAAAGGUGCUAAGAUUCGAGAAGGUUGACGGAGACCUACAUGUAAAGGAGAAGGCGAAAGCGUUAAAGGAAGCUUCAACGGGCAUCUUAUCUCUAGGCGCGAAAUUGAGAGAAGAUGUUCUUUUCGCCAAGCGGGAAAGUGCUAUGGGACAUUUCCGGGAGACGGAUAUAAGUGAACUUCACGGACUUUUGAGGAGGAUCAUGAUCCCUAUUAGUGGGUUAGCGACCAUUGUCGAGAUUUCCGAGGGUAUGCAGGAGGAGAUUGGCGAGCAGGGGGUAGGAGAGGGAGAGGACAGGAAGGAGUGGACGGAUAUGCUUUCUAAGGUGAGGGACACGUUUGAGGGUAUGGUUGAGAUUUUGGAUGAGAGUUUGCUUCAUGUUUUGAUUUUAUUGGGGUUUGUGCCUGCGUCGACGAGGGGAAGUAGUACGCGAGAAGAGGACGUUGAGAAGGGAGCUGGGACUCUUCCGAGAGCUGGGGAAGUGGGAUUUGGAGAUCAUCUUGAGCAACGGAUUAAAGAGUUUCGGAGAACGAGGACGGAGGAGCUUAAGCGGUGGGCUGGUGAACGGGGAUUAAACUCUGUGUUUCGGAGUGGGGUGAAGGGUGCUCCUCCUUCAGCUGGAUCCGAAAUUGCCGCAGCGACCUCGAGGGAUAUUCUCGCUUCGAAGAGGUUACAUAUCAUUAUGUUCAUGGAGUACCUACUAUGGUCAACCUCCCUCUCAAUCCUCUCCCUAGUCCUCUUCUCCGAGCAAAAAUCUACUUCCAAAACCACCCACCUCAUCCUCCCCAAACUCCGCACCCUCAAAAAAUGGCUAUUCGGCCUCCUCUCCGGAGACCCCUCUUCCUCCUCCAACCUCACGGACCCGGACCCUCUUACCAUCUCCUCCGAAAUCUAUCUCGGCUCCUCCUUCUCUCCUCCAAAGGACCCAGAACAUCUCCCGCCAAAGAACAGGCUCCAGAAAUGCGGCAAUGGACUGAGAGCUGCCCCGAGAUGGCUGCGCAGCGAGGCGGUCGGGUUCGGGGUCAGGGUUACGGUGGCUGUUAUGUCGGUUAUGAUACUGGCUUUUUUGAGGCAGACGCAUGGGUUUUUUAUAGAGCAGAGGGGGGUGUGGUGUUGUGUCAUGGUUGUUAUUGGGAUGUCCCCCACGUCCGGCUCCGCCGUCUUCUCCCUCCUCGGUAACCUCACCUUCACGCUCUUCGGCAUGGUCGGCGCGUAUAUAAACUGGUACAUCGUGGACCAGAAGACCGCUGGCGUGAUCGUCGUCUUCUUCUUCUUCAUGAUGUUUUAUUUUUAUUUUUGUGCUAGGUUUCCAAGGUUUCUGGUUGCGAUUGUGGCUGGGGCUUUGACGCAUGUUUUGGUUGUUGGAUACGAACUCCAAGUCCGCGUCAUAGGCGUCGAGCAAGCUACAGCGACAGGACAACUCUACUACCCGCUCUACAAACUAGCCCCCUACCGCCUCCUGAACGUCGGAGCCGGCGUCCUAGUCGCUUACAUAUUCACAAUCUUCCCCGUCCCCAUAACAGAAGCAUCCACCCUCCGCCGCGACCUGGGCCUCUCUUUCUUCCUGCUCUCGAAAUACCUCUCCGCCGUAACCGCAACCGUCGACCUCCGCCUCUCAAACCGCGGCGACUCCCAAGACAAAAAAUCCCCCGCCAGGAGAUUAGAGAAGAUGCGGCACAAGGUAUUGGAGAAACAACUCCAUUUACUAGGCAGUAUGAGGACGAACCUCGCUUUCUUGCCCUGGGAUUUACGGCUCGGGGGCGAGUUUCCCGUGGCGCUGUAUAGGGAGGUUGUUGAUGAGGUUCAGAACAUAACAAACUACCUAACAAUAAUAUCCUACGCCACAGAAUCCUUUCCCUCUUUCCACCUCCCUCCUCCUUCCCCUUCCUCCCCUCAAACUGCCCCAACACCAUGGCUAACCCGCUUCUCGCACUUCCGCCGCACGACCACGCCGGAAGCGCACCAUCUCACUACCCUCUUGACAUUGUUGUCAGCAGCGCUAAGGAACGCGCAGCCGUUGCCGCCGUAUCUGGCGCUGGGAGACGUAGGCAGGGUGAGUGACGAAUUGAUCGAUGGGGGAGGGGAGUUGUUGGAGUUGGGACAUUUGGAUGAGCCUGGGUUUAGGGCGGUUGCUGUUGUGGAGACGGGGCAGAGGUGUGUGGUGCGGAGUGUAGGCAGGUGUGUGGAGAGAGUGAGGGAUCUUGUUGGGGAGGUGGAUUUUAGUUUUCGUCUCGUUGUUGAGGGGGAGGAGAAGGUGAAGGGUGCUUAAUGGAAGUAUGUAUGUCUGUGUCCCGCGAGAGAAGAAAGAGGGAAUGGAAAGUAGUUUUAGGAGAGAGGAGUAAGGAGUUCUAUGCUAAAGAUUUUAUUGUUUGAUGCUAUUCUACUUCAAGUUGAAAAUCCAAAC